This is a messenger RNA of Stegodyphus dumicola, 666 nucleotides long. RefSeq lists its product as uncharacterized. Lineage: Eukaryota; Metazoa; Arthropoda; Arachnida; Araneae; Eresidae. The record is from RefSeq and is a predicted model, not a curated record.
AUGGAAAUUUAUGCUGGAGCGCAGCCAGAUGGUCCUUUUUGCAUAAGCUACAAACCACAAGAUGUUGUAAAAAGGUUGACAGAACCUAUUCAUAACACUGGAAGAAAUGUAACCACAGACAACUGGUUUUCAAGUUUUGAGUUAGUACGAGAUCUAGAUGAAAAGAAACUGACGUUUGUAGGUACUUUGAAAAAAAAUAAACCUCAAAUUCUUGAUCAGUUCAAGCUGACGAAAACUCAGGAACCCAAUACGAGUCUUUUCAGAUUUAGAAAAAAUAUGACACUUCUCUCCUAUGUACCAAAACGUUAUAGAAAUGUUAUAUUGAUUUCAAGUCUUCAUGAUGACGUAGCAAUAGAUAAAGAUACCAAGGAGCAAAAAAAGCCUGAGAUUAUCACAUUUUACAAUCGUACCAAAGGAGGUGUGGAUACAGUGGACAAACUCUGUGCUUCGUACAAUGUUGCCAGGAACACCAGGCGUUGGCCUCUUGUAGUUUUCUUCUCUAUGCUGAAUAUAGCAGCAAUCAACAGCUACAUAAUUCAUUCAACGAAUAAUAGUGAAAAAUUACUUAGAAGGCAAUAUCUGCGAAAGCUAGCAAAUGCUCUUAUGAAGGAAAACUUUGAAAGAAGAAGCCCUACCCCUCUUCAAAGUGAGCUGAAAUUAAAAUAG